AUGGCAGGCAAAAAGCGAGAAAUCCAGUUACAGGCAGUCAUCAAUAAUCAAAGCCUAUGGGAUGAGAUGUUGCAGAACAAAGGCCUCACAGUGAUCGAUGUUUACCAAGCCUGGUGUGGACCUUGCAAAGCAAUGCAAACUUUAUUCAGAAAAUUGAAAACUGAGCUGAAUGAAGAUGAAAUUCUGCAUUUUGUUGUAGCUGAAGCUAACAGCAUUGCGACUUUGCAGCCAUUUAGAGACAAUUGUGAGCCUAUUUUUCUUUUUAGUGUUAAUGGCAAAAUUGUCACAAAGAUUGAAGGUGCAAAUGCACCACUUGUUAAUCAAAAAAUUAUUAACUUGAUCAAUGAGGAAAGAAAAAUUGCAGCAGGUGAAAUGGUUCGCCCUCAGUAUCAUGAAAUUACAUUUGUAGACUCAGAUACAGAAGAUGCUGGGGAAGCAUUCAAUGAAAAUGUUGACCAACUAUACAGUAUUGCUAUUAUUAAACCAGAGGCUGUGAUUACUGGGAAAACUAUAAAAAUUAAAGAAAAGAUUAUCAGUGCAGGAUUUGUCAUACAAGCAGAAGAUAAGAGAGUGCUCACUGAAAAUCAAGUGAGGGAUUUCUAUAGUCAAAUAGCAGAUGAGCCUGACUUUGAAGAUUUUGUUACUUUAAUGACAACUGGCAUAAGCUAUAUUCUAGUUGUAUCUCAAGACAAUAAACAAGAACCUCCCUGUGAAGAAACUGUAUCUAAUCCUGAGAAUAAAGAACCUAAAGAAACAUCUGAGGAUCAACAUGAGAUGGCCACACCUACAGUGAUGAGGAAGAAGUGGGACAGUUUACAAGAAUAUCUGGAAAGACAAAAUAUAUCUCAGUUUUGUGAUGUUGAAGAGAAUACAACUAAUGUUAAUAAGUUUAUUGAUAUCUUCUUCCCUGAUUUUAAAAGUAUAUCAAAAUUAGAAAAGACACUGGCAUUACUUCGACCAGAUCUCUUUCAAGAAAAGAAAGAGGAUGUUUUUAAUAUUAUUCAAGAUGAAGGUUUUAAAAUACUGAUGCAAAGAGAAAUAGUAUUAUCAGAAGAAGAGGCAAAAACACUGUGUAAGGAAUAUGAAAAUGAAGAUUAUUUUGGAAAUCUUAUAGAAAACAUGACCAGUGGUCCAUCUCUAGCUCUUGUUUUAUUAAGAGAAAAUGGUUUACAACACUGGAAAGAGUUAAUUGGACCAAGCACUGUUGAAGAAGCCAAAGAACGUCUUCUAGAGAGUUUAUGCAUACAAUUUGCAACGAAAAGUUUUCCUAUCAACCAGUUGUAUGGAAGUGAUUCAUUAGAAGCUGCUGAAAUGGAAAUACAGUAUUUCUUUCCCCCUCAAAACACUUUAGCAUUGAUUAAACCUCAUGCAACACAUGAACAAAGAGAGGAGAUCUUCAGUAUUAUUAAAGAGGCUGGAUUUGAUAUAACACAGAUGAAGGAAAUCCUGCUAACCAAAGAGCAAGCGGACAAAAUUUAUUUUAAAAUAACAAAUAAAGACUUCUAUAAAGAUGUAUUGGAAAUAUUAUCUGAGGGUCCAUCUGUGGUCAUGAUUCUGACCAAGUGGAAUGCUGUUUCAGAAUGGAGACGAUUAAUGGGUCCCACAGACCCAGAAGAAGCAAAGCUACUGUCCCCAGACUCUAUCCGAGCCAAAUUUGGAAUAACUGUUUUGAAAAAUUGUGUCCAUGGAUCGUCUAAUAUCCAGGAGGCAAUGGAGACGAUUAAUAGAAUAUUUGAAGAGUUUGUUCCUGAAAAUUCUGAGGAACACUAA
Molecule: messenger RNA, 1770 nt
Organism: Molossus molossus (Pallas's mastiff bat)
Lineage: Eukaryota; Metazoa; Chordata; Mammalia; Chiroptera; Molossidae
Gene: NME8
Product: NME/NM23 family member 8
Exons: 15
Coding region: 1-1770 (589 amino acids)
Source: RefSeq, a predicted model, not a curated record